Messenger RNA from [Torrubiella] hemipterigena, 861 nucleotides. NCBI's taxonomy places the organism in Eukaryota, Fungi, Ascomycota, Sordariomycetes, Hypocreales, Clavicipitaceae. The record is from the annotation of a GenBank genome assembly.
CAGACAUCUUUCCGUCAUGCCAGACUCUCACUCCAUCACAACCCUGUCUUUGUUUUGUCUUACUAAACACUUAUACUCUUCUAUCAAUUACUCAUUAUGAAGCUCAACUACAAUCUCUUCUACGCUUUGGCUUCCACCAGUGUCGCUGCCGCUUUUCUCGACCCCAUACAGCGCUCAUUUCAUCCCCCAGGACCACUCGACAGCCGCUCUCCUUGCCCCGGCCUCAAUGCUCUCGCCAACCAUGGCUUCCUCCCCCGCGACGGCAAGAACCUCGACUUCAAGAUGAUUGACGAGGCUGCGCAUGACGCAUACAAUUUUGUUCACGGAUUUCUCAAAGACCCCGUCGACAUGGUUUUCAAGUUCAACAUUUCCACUUCGGACCGCCCGUCUGAAACUUUCCACCUUGUCGACCUAGCCAGGCACAACACCAUCGAAGUAGACGGCUCCCUCACCCGCAACGACAUUUACUUUGGUGAUGAUUUGCACUUUGACGCCACAGUCUGGAACCCUGUCGCCAAGGAUCUCGGUCUGGACAAUGCCCAUUACUUUGAUCGAUACUUGACGGUAGAAACGGCUGCCCAAGCUACCAAGAAUCGUCUGGCAUUGGCUAAGCGCGUCAAUCCCGAGUUCACUGCCUCACAGCAGCAACAUUUGACCGAGUAUGGUACUACUGCCUUGUAUCUCCUUACUCUGCAGGAGGAGAAGAAGGGUGCCGCACCAAAGUCGUGGGUUAAGGCUCUUCUAUCUGAGGAUCGCAUCCCGUAUCGCGAGGGCUACAACAAGGGCAAAACGGAGAAGGAUGGUAUGCAGAUUGGCAAGCUGUUGACGGGACUUCGUGACGCUGCUGGAUGGAAAGCGUAA